This is a messenger RNA of Cervus elaphus (red deer), 3666 nucleotides long. It is a transcript of the gene PLAGL1, whose product is annotated as PLAG1 like zinc finger 1. Gene Ontology annotation, molecular function: DNA-binding transcription activator activity, RNA polymerase II-specific. Lineage: Eukaryota; Metazoa; Chordata; Mammalia; Artiodactyla; Cervidae. Bases 1053 to 2435 code for a protein of 460 amino acids. The transcript has 8 exons. The record is from RefSeq and is a predicted model, not a curated record.
GCCCGGGUGGGGCGGACUCUGGCCUCACUCUCCUGGAGAGCGGACAGACGGACGGGCGGACGGGGCGGCUCUCCUUGCAGCCGCUCGGACCGCGGGGCCUUGGCACACGGGGCGCUUCCCCAGGUCGCAGUCAUGGCCGCGGAGGCGGCACGCCCGAGCUGCCGCGCUUGAGUUCCGGGGGGCUCCGGACCCCGCAGGCUUUGUGACAGAACGUGUCUCGGUGUGGACCUUUCAUUGAUCCUGGAUUGAUUGUGUUCCUGUCUCUAAGGUUUUUCCCUGCCUAAUUGAGGGAACAUAGUCGUCAUUGGCUUUUGAUUGCUCUCACAUCUGGUGUGGCCUCUGUUUCAGGUCACAUCUGAAAGUCCUCUGGACCUCAAGCUUAGAAAGGUGUGCAAGAUCUCUUCUUACAGGUUUGAGGCCUCAAACCUUCUGGGAGGACUCCCUGACUGCCUUGGAGCUGACAUUUCCUGUCACCGAGUAGACUGAACUUCACACUGACCUGAGCUCGUGGCUUGAAGUAGAUGAUACCAAGUCUGUGGAAAUAGCUGUCUCUAUCACAAGGGGAAGUGUGUUUCCUCCGCCAUCAGAGCACUGUGCAGUGACUCCUGCCCCUGUGAAGAAGCACAGACAGGAGCGUCCGCAUGCAGAAGGACCUCUUAAAGUGCAGGGAAGAUGGAGAGGUGUGCCACAUUAGAGCCAUUGAAAGGAACACGUUGAGUCCAGUCUGGUGACCCAGGACGUGCCCCAGCUCUAGUGACGCAGUCUGCCUUUCUGCUCGGGAACAUCAUCUGUGCCUCAGACUUGCUCCUCUCAGCCUGAGACCGCGUGGAAACUGGGAUGUAGGAUACAGGAAGCAGAGAUAGUGGUAACCGAGAGGCCCAUGUCUGGGUAGAUCCAGGUCGGGGACCACAACGCUGCCUCCCCCUGGGCCUGGCGGUUGGCUGCUGGGGCUCUGCUGACGUGCUCAGCACAGUCCUGUCCUUCUGUUUGCACUUAAAUGGCACAGCAUUUGGUCAGCGCAUCUGAAAAGGAAAGUGUGUGAGACAAAGCCCAUGGCUACCUACCCCUGCCAGUUAUGUGGCAAGACCUUCCUCACCCUGGAGAAGUUCACUAUCCACAGUUAUUCCCACUCCAGGGAGCGACCUUACAAGUGCUUGCAGCCAGACUGUGGCAAAGCCUUCAUUUCCAGAUAUAAAUUGAUGAGGCAUAUGGCUACACAUUCACCCCAGAAAUCUCACCAGUGUGCUUAUUGUGAGAAGACGUUCAACCGGAAGGACCACCUGAAGAACCACCUCCAGACGCACGACCCCAACAAGAUGGCCUUUGGGUGCGAGGAGUGUGGGAAGAAGUACCACACGAUGCUGGGCUACAAGAGGCACCUGGCCCUCCACGCGGCCAGCAGUGGCGACCUCACCUGUGGGGUCUGUGCCCUGGAGCUGGCGAGCACCGAGGUGCUGCUCGACCACCUCAAAGCCCAUGCCGAAGAGAAGCCCUCGACGGGCACCAAGGAGAAGAAGCACCAGUGCGACCACUGCGAGCGGUGCUUCUACACCCGCAAGGAUGUGCGGCGCCACCUGGUGGUCCACACGGGCUGCAAGGACUUCCUGUGCCAGUUCUGCGCCCAGAGAUUCGGCCGCAAAGACCACCUCACGCGCCACACCAAGAAGACCCACCCGCAGGAGCUGCUGAAGGAGAGCCUGCAGUCUGCAGACCUUCUGAAUACUCUGCACUCUCUCUCUCCCCAGUUCCAACUGAAGGCUGCCCCACUGUCUCCUUUUCCGAUAGGGGCCCCUAUACAGAAUGGGCUUGCCGGUAGCCUGCCAGCUGAGGUACACACCCUCAAUGCCUUGGAGCAGCCCACCCAGCCGAUACCGGUGCUGUCAGAGCUCCUGGCCCCCCUGCACCCCAUGGCCACCCCCAGCUCCCCCCCCGCACCCCCCCAGAACCACAAGUACAACACCGGUUCUACCUCAUACCCCCCACUUGCAGGCCUGCCAGUCAAAACAGAAACUAAAGGGUAUUGCAGUGCCAAUUUGCUUGAGGACUUGCCUCUGCAAGAGCCUCAGUCACCUCACAGGCUCAAUGCAGGUUUUGACCUGGCUAAGGGAGGUGCAGGCAAAGUAAACCUGCCCAAAGAGAUAGCCGCAGAUGCUGUGAACCUGUUGCCUGCCUCUCUGGACCUCUCCCCUCUGUUGGGCUUCUGGCAGCUGCCCCCUCCUGCUACCCAGAAUGCCUUUGGGAGUAGUGGUCUUGCCCUGGGGGCUGCGGAGCCUCUGCCGCAUAGGCUGAGCUGUCUGGGGCAGCAGCCCCAAGACCCCUCACUCGCCAUGAGCACUAUGAGCCUGGGCCAGCUCCCCCUCCCUCACAUCCCCCAUGUUUUCCCACCUGGCACUGGUUCGGCUAUCCUGCCUCAUUUCCACCAUGCAUUCAGAUGAAUGGUUUUUGGUUUUUUUUUAAGCAUACUUUUCUUACUCUGAAAGAUAUUUUGAGAAGCAUUGAUAUCAGCUAUGAUAAGAUAUUUUGAGAAGCAUUGAUAUCAGUUAUGAUAAGAUAUUUUGAGAAGCAUUGAUAUCAGCUAUGAUAAUAUCAUCAGCUAUGAUAAUACAAGGAAAGAUUUAGGAAGCAGCACUAGAAUAUGGCUUAUUCAGUGAUGACUGGCUUGAGAGAAGAGAGUUCUCGAACUGCAUGUAUUGUGCCAAUCUGUCCUGAGUGUGUUCACGCUUUGUACCAAGUUUAAUAAGCAAAUACUCUUCAAUGGAACUGCAACCAUUAUCAUAACCGACAUCCAUAUGAGGGCUGCUAUAUAUUGGUGUAGCUAUAUAUUGGUGUUUGUCAACUUAAUCGUAAGCCAUGAUCAUCAUAAUGUUAGCUAAAUAACUUUAUGUGGCACUGCCUAGGAAGGGAACUAUGGAAAGGUUUGGAUUUCUCCAAAAUGGCAGGAUUUUUAAAAUAAGAAAGUAAUCUUUAUAUCGCAUAUUAUCACUAGGCUGUGUAUUUCUUUUCAGGGAAUUUUCUACCUUCAGGGUUGGAUGUAGUUUAGUUACUAUUGCCAUAGCCAACCUGUAGUUUUACAGAAACAAUUUCUUGUGGAAUAAUAGACGUCUUCAUUUUAAAGCAUUUAAAUGUAGUUUGAAUAUUUUCCACAGGAUGCUACAAUGUGAGUUAUCACUUCAUUUAUCUUAAAGACUAAACUGUCAGUUAUAUCUGACAGAAAAAAAAAAAAUCACUGUGUAACCAGGUUAAGUGGUAAAAUAAUCCAGGCGUCAGUCAAAAUAAGCAUUUUACUGACUUUAAUAUUGAUUAUAUUUUUAACAGGAAUUUAAGAAUAUUACUGGAAUUUUAAAGUAUAUAUAUAUAUCUAUUAAGCAAGAAUUUCUUUUGCUCUGCUCUGUCUGGCUUAAAAUACUACUCUGCUUAAGUAUUUUUAAUCACCAAUAAGUAAAUGCAUUUUAAAAUUCAUCAUUUAAGUCAAUAUUAGUUUUAUUCAAGAAAUAUAACGUUUUACAAUGUGUAACUAUAAUCUAUCUCUGGAAUUUGGUAUCUAAUGAGUUUUUGAACUAUAAAACCUAACCUUCUUUUUUUAAAGCUCCUCUGUCUUUUGUGUUUAGAGGCUUUCAAUAUGAAGAUAUAUCUUACAUAUAAUAAAUAAAGUACAAAUUCAGCAAA